Molecule: messenger RNA, 1057 nt
Organism: Tricharina praecox
Lineage: Eukaryota; Fungi; Ascomycota; Pezizomycetes; Pezizales; Pyronemataceae
Exons: 6
Coding region: 36-1010 (324 amino acids)
Biological process (GO): 'de novo' IMP biosynthetic process
Cellular component (GO): cytoplasm
Molecular function (GO): phosphoribosylaminoimidazolesuccinocarboxamide synthase activity
Source: RefSeq, a predicted model, not a curated record
UGUAUGGGCAUGGACAUGGAUGGACAUGGGAUGAGAUGGUGGGGUGGUGGGGCAGGUCGCUCAUCUUGACUCGACUCAAUCCACCACCACCACUCCACAAAGCAACCGUAGCAAUGGCCGCACUCACCACUACUGACCUCCAUGGCGCCCUCCCGCUCAUCGCCAAGGGCAAAGUCCGCGACAUCUACGAGCUCCCGGAUAAUUCCUCGUUGCUGUUUGUCGCCACGGACCGUAUCUCGGCGUACGAUGUUGUCAUGAGCAAUGGCAUCAAAGACAAGGGCAAGCUCCUCACCGCGCUCUCCGCAUUCUGGUUCGAGCUCCUCGGCGACAAAUGCCCCAACCACCUGAUCUCAACCACCGACUUCCCCGCCGAAGUGAAGCAGUACGAGGACCAGCUCGUCGGCCGGAGCAUGGUCGUCAAGAAGCACAAGAUCUUCCCGGUCGAGGCGAUUGUCCGCGGCUACAUCACCGGAAGUGCGUGGGCAGAAUACAAGAAGGAGGGCACUGUGCACGGCAUCAAGGUUCCCGAGGGAAUGAAGGAGAGCCAGAUGUUUGAGAAGCCGCUGUUUACGCCCAGCACUAAGGCGGAGCAGGGGGAACAUGAUGAGAACAUCCACCCUGACAAAGUGGUCGAGCUAGUCGGUGAGAAGUACGCUAAGCGUAUCGAGGAGCUGGCCCUCGAGCUUUACACCACUGCCAGGGAUUACGCCGCGGAGCGCGGCAUCAUCAUUGCGGACACCAAGUUCGAGUUCGGUCUGAACGAGAAAGACGAGAUUGUUCUCGUGGACGAGGUUCUCACUCCCGAUUCCUCUCGUUUCUGGCUCGCCUCCGCGUACGAGGUCGGCAAGGGGCAGGAUAGCUACGACAAGCAGUUCUUGCGGGACUGGUUGACGGCGAACGGCGUCAAGGGUAAGGAGGGUGUCGAGAUGCCCGAAGACAUCGCCAAGAAGACGGGGGAGAAGUACAUCGAGGCGUAUGAGCUGUUGACGGGCAGGAAAUGGAACCCAUAAGGCUGCAGACGAAAGAAUGAAGUGACUUUUACAUAUUAUACAAAAAU